Pocillopora meandrina is the source of this 9960-nucleotide messenger RNA. The record is from the annotation of a GenBank genome assembly. Lineage: Eukaryota; Metazoa; Cnidaria; Anthozoa; Scleractinia; Pocilloporidae.
AUGACAGCGAUACUAUGUAAGCGGACCGAUUUCAUGUCUCAGUAUGCUUAACAUAGUUCCUAGGAGCAUAUAACUUCCUGGUAUGACUUUUGUAACUCAAUAAACUUGCAACUAGAGGUAAAAAGUUUAACGUUCAUAUCAAUCUAUGAAUGGCUUAAUCAGUUUGGGUUCAACUCUGAAAUCAGAUUAAUCAUCAAGACUAAAAUGUUUCUGCGUGUGGUGGGAAACUUUUUAUUCAAAUUGUUGCUAGUGCGCUCUGAUGAAAUUUUGAAAGCAGCUUAACUAAAACAGACGUUCACAUCCAUUUUCAUCUACCUGUCGAUAGAGCGAUUCAGUUCGGAAAAGUCGGACCAAUUUCUGAUUUGUUGUGAUUUACUUGUUGGCACUUACCAACAACUACAACUGAUUUUAGAAAAAAUAGUUUUCUACGUAGCAAGGAGACGGAUAUCUUACACUCUUUCCCUAAAAAACGUCGAGACUUUUCUCUUUUUUCUUUCUUGUUGCAAUAUCUCAAAUAAAUUGAUUCAAUUAGGAUAUUAAUGCCUUCAACUCUUGAGCUUUUCUCUCUGAUUUACGGUCACUGUUUGUGACAUUUUUGAGCUCUGUGCAAAUGUAUUGAAUCUGGUGCAACGGAAAAUCAAAUUUAAAUGUUAUAGUGUGGUUUUAACAAAGUGUGUAGCGAGCGAAAAGUAAAAUGUAAUGCGAAAUAAAACCAUUGUACCUCCAAUUCGUUGUUUGAGUUCCUUAUGAGAGAUUUUGAAUCCAAUUUCAUCGGCUUUUCCUCUCCAGAUUACUAAGGCUCUAAAACGAAAUGAAAUGUUAGAAACUUCAAUUCAGCUUUCUUCGCAAAGAGAUCAAUUAAAUUCUCCAAAAAUGAAUGCAAAUUCUCUAGACAAACUUCAGAUAACAGCUUAAAAUAUUACCUUAUAAUUUCAUUUUGCUUAAGUGGCGCAAUUUCACUACAACAGCCAAAAAGUCGCUUUUUUUCUCAACUCAACUAAAGAAGUUUCGCUUUGUUGGUAUGCGCGAGUAAAUUCAGUCGUAAUCAGAUUUGAAAAGUUUUCGAUUAGCGCCCGUUACAAUCCAACAAGUAUUCUUGCUCGCGCGCACAUCUCAUGAUCGAAUAUGCCCCUCUAAAACCGGGAUUUUCCGAGGAUAUGCUCCGAGUGACAUUCGCCAAUUUUCAAAGGUAUAACUACGACGAUAAAAGAGUACGUUGAAAAUUUUAUUACAGACGUAAGAGCAUUUAGCUAUUUUUAAAAAUGAAGGGACAAAUUUGUCUGUUCAUACCGUGGCACCAGAGCAUGCCGUGCAUAUUUUCGCGCCUAAUGGUGGCUAUUGUUCAUUUAAUGCCCGAGCAAAACCACACUUGAAAUUGUAAAUUCAGUUUCGGGCUAAACCAGCUGAACUAUCGUUUCUCGGCUCAAGAUAACCAUUUGCAUCGAACGAAAUACAUCUGCAGUGGUUUGGAGUGAAUGAGUCGCUUUUUGAGGAGAAAGCUGAAUUUCAAGUUUCCAAUCAUUCGCUUCCUUUUAAGAACGUUAGAUAUCCGGAGAGAAAAAGCCGAUGAGAUCGGGAAACAAUGAAGUGGGUAACUCUGAGUGAAGUAAAUUAAAUUAUUGCGCGCAAAAUUCUUGGCUGCGACCCAGGCUUCUCGCAUAUCUUUACUAAGUAAUGGUAUUGUUAUGUUACGACAUCGUGACGACACAAUUACUUACCGCGCGUAACCAUAACAACUUCUGAGACAGAAAUCAUUUGCAAUUUCGAGUGAAACGUGUAUAUCUUGGAGGGAAAACAUGAGUACUUCGUGGAUAAACUACGUGUAUAAACAGUUCACUGGGGAAGAAGACAAUGAACGCGCAACCAACUCAUUAGAUGUCCUUUCUAAAGCCAAUAUCUGGUUCACAGAUCUUCCAACAAAUAACUUAGGUCCGAUUGAGGAAUCAUUCGGGGCGCGCACGAUGACUAAAAAAGUAGGUGCCUAACUUACACUUCUUUUCUUUUAAUACAUUAUUUGAAGACUGUUUAGAGUUGAGGAGACUGAUGGGACAAUAUGUCAAUCAGUUUUUAAGUUUAGGACUUUGCCUUUUUCUUUCUUUCGCUCUUUAUUUUGUACUCAAUCUUGAGAUGAAUCAAGCGCGCGGAAAUGCUCUUCAACUACGACGCACCGAUUUCGUUUUCUUUUGAACAACGUUAUUGAAGGAAAAAGUUGAAAAAAUUUCUCCCAUCUAUAACAAGUAAACAAAAAAGGCUCUAAAGGUUAGUUUGGCGAUCAUUUUGUUAUGAAGAGUAUUUAACCAUCUAAGAAGUCAGACUAAAUUAUAGCUGAUUUUGCAACACACCCAAUCUUUGUUCUUUGAAAACUCAAAUUUCAGUUAUUGUAUGUUAUGCCCCUUUGCGGAGUUCUCAUGGUCGGCGUGCUUUAAAACGUCCAGGCUCGAUAUGUUAUGUUAUAAUAUUAUAUGUUACAAUGUUUUGUAUAUAAAACGUCAAAUGUACUUAAUCUUAUUGAACUAGGGUAAGAAGGAUAAAGAAUUGGAGGAAAAGAUGGCAGUCCUUGAACAACAAUACCAAGGUAAGAUAUCUUUUUUUUCCAACUUUAAUCCAGGCUGGUGGUCGAUGCAGACCAACGCAAUAGUGAGUAGGCGAAGAAAACGCUGGAAACAGCGGAGAUUGUUCCUCAUAUUUCUUAGCGCAACUCUCGCCGUUUUUGGACAACUCCUCCCCCCCCACGCCUUUUUGCCUCCAUUGUCUAAAAACUCAUUAGAGGUAAUUGCUCUCAACAAAGAGGAUAAUCAUCCAAUAUGCAGGCCUUUGUCGGUUUUUGUCGUCAAAUUCGCAAUAAAAUAAAGUGAUGAAGGUGUAUAACUAUCGAUUAUUUGAAAGCUUAGUCACUUGCGGACUGAAACACAUCAAGGUAUUCGUGAAUGAUGUGCUGGUUACAUUGAAACAACUGAUUUGUCAUUAAAUAAGACUGACCGAGUCACCGACUGACCGACUGACCGACUGACCAAGUGACUGACUCAGUAAUUGCCUGACUGACCGAGUCACUGCUUGACUGACUGACCAAGUGACUGACUGAGUAACUGAAUGACUCACCGAGUGACUGACCGAUCGACUGACUGACCAAGUGACUGAGUAACUGAAUGACUGACCGAGUGACUGACCUAUCGUCUGACUGACUGACUGACUGACCAAGCAAUAUAUGGUUUGACUUAUCGACCGGAUGACUGAAGAAAGGACCACGUUUAUUGACUGUCUGUUUGUUUGUCUGUCUGUCUGUCUGUCUAUUCAGCCGUGAUCCCCGAUUGGUAUGACAUGUGAGACGUCAGAGCUUAGUCAGUUGACUAUUGGCUCAUUGCUUAUACUGACCAUCUAACUUUCUAAAGCAUAUCAGAGCACCAUUCCCUAAAUUCGGUUAGCUUUAGAGAAUCCAAGACAAUCAUACUUUCAGAGGAUAUUUGAGACAAAAAAUGCGGUUAUUCACCACUGAGCUAAGCUUUUAUAACUACAUUAGAGAGAGAGAAAGAACUCCUAAAAAGGAACUCUGCCUUGGAAAAUCAACUGAAAGAAUCACGUGACAAAAUGGACGAUCUACGCAUUCAGUAUGAAAAAGAAAACGAGUCUCUCCAGACUGAAAUUAAAGACUUGAAGGACACUCUACUUAGGAGAGAAAAGUGUCAUACAAGACAAAAAGAUCUUUUCAAAAAGAUGGCAGCUAAUGCCCAGAGUGAACUGGACAAAGCUCGGGCGGUCAUUUCAAAUCUCUCUGAAGGGAUGAAGGCCUGUGAAGGUAAGUCUUAUGCAUAAGGUAAACUAUUCAUUCAUUUUUUUCUCGGUACAAAACUGAUCAUAAAACGUGCUUAUGAACUAAAUAUUGUUGCGUUCAAUCAAAAGUUUUGUAGAUAAGCACAGAUAAGCAAAAAAAACGUUACAAAUGACUAAACAACAACUCGUAAAAAGAUAUUUAAUACUUGAAAAACACAAGCUUAAAACUUCCUGCUACGUCGACUUGAGUCAUCAUUUGGUAUACAUGGGAAAGCCCUCUCCUGGUUUACGUCCUAUUUGUCUGGUAGAACUCAACGGAUAAUGAUUAACGAUUCGCUGUCGGAACCUUUUAAAUUAGAAUGCGGUGUGCCUCAAGGUUCCUGUCUGGGUCCGUUAUUGUUUUCGUUGUAUACGAGCAAGCUUUUUGAGAUCAUUGAAUAUCAUUUGCCCACGAUUCAUUGUUACGCUGACGACUCUCAAGUUUACAUCUCAUUCAGUCCCAACGACAGAGCUGAGCAACUUGCUGUAGUGAGGAGUAUGGAGGACUGCAUCAGAGACAUUCGUCUUUGGAUGUUGAAUAAUGAUCUUAAAUUAAAUGACGACAAGACUGAAUUCCUUAUCAUUGGCACAUCACAACAGCUGGGAAAGCUCGACAAUAUCAGUAUACGUGUGGGCGACUCAGACAUACAUCCCGUGCCAAUUGCGAGAAAUCUUGGUUCCUGGUUUGAUUCAAGGCUCUCCAUGGCAACACACAUCACGAAAAUUUGUGCCUCUUCAUUUUACUACAUUUAUAAUAUUCGUCGGAUCAGAAAGUACCUUUCACAGCAGUCAACGGAAACUCUUGUCCAUGCAUUUAUAACGAGCCGCCUGGACUAUUGCAAUGGCCUAUUAUAUGGACUACCGGACUGCUUGUUGAAUAAGCUGCAACGAGUACAGAAUGCUUGUGCCAGAUUGAUUCUUAAAGAACAGAGAUUUUGUCAUAUUACGCCCUUAAUUUUUAAGUUACACUGGUUACCAAUUAGAUAUAGAAUUGAGUUUAAAAUAUUGUUAAUUACUUUUAAGAUUCUUAAUUUUUUAGCCCCUUCUUAUCUAUCCUCUCUUAUUUCCCUUAGACCCCCCUCCAAAUAUAAUUUAAGAAAUUCCAGUGAUAAGCUUUUUACUUAGCCAUCCAUCAUUUAAAUCGAAAGCUACACUGGGGGACCGUUCUUUUACCUGUGCUGCUACGAAACUAUGGAACGAACUACCGCUGGAUAUUAGGAGCGCAAGAACAGUAAAUAUUUUUAAAGCUAAACUGAAGACUCACCUUUUUCGUAGUGCAUUUCUAUAGCUUUUUUUUUUUUUUUUUUUUUUUUUUUUUUUUUUUAUCUCGUUUCUUAAAAUUAUUGUAAGUCUAUUUUAAUGAUAAUUUUUAAUCUUGUAAUGCGCAUUUGAACAUUUUAUGGAAUUUGCGCACUAUAAAUUUUUAAUAUUAUUAUAAUAUGUAGUGAUUUACAACGUACGAUAUAGGACAAAAUGGUUGGGACACAGUCGGUUCCACCCCUCCCUGAUCUUCCCACAAACAAUUAGGAGCCAACUGAUUCCUCAGUCGGUUCUAAAUUGUUUGUGGGAAGAUCGGUGACCCACACUUUGGCUUUAGAAAGGACAUCCAAUGAACUGAAUGCUCGUUCACUUCUUGUACAAGCACAUUACAGGCGAAGAAGACAACUUGUCCUCUUCUCCAGUAAUCUGUUUGUACCAGAAGUUUAGAACUUCACCUGACGUUUAUGAUAUCCAAAAACUACUCAUGUUUACACCCGUAGCUAUAAUCAUUUCAUUCGAAAUCGCAAAUCUUUCCUGUCUGAGCAGUUAUUAUAGUUGCGCGCGGUAAACAGAUGGCGUAGUCACGGUGUCGUAACAUGAUUAUUUAAUCACAUCAUGAGGACAAGCGAGAAACCUGGCUGGCAGCCAUGAAGUUGGCAUCCCAGAAUUCAAUUUGCUUGACUUAAACGUAACCUAAGCAAAAUCAUGUUUUAAAAGCAUCAUUCUUGAAAGUCAUCUCUGAGUUAAAUUAUUUACAUUUUAAAUAAAAUGAUCAAAACGGUGGCGAACACCCAGCACUCCUUUGACAAUCCUUGUCCAGGAAAUGAAGCUGUUUGCGUCUAUUUUGUGAACGUUAACAUUUGGAAGAUUGUUGGAGAAUGUGCAAAGAAGAAGAGGAAGCGAAGGAGUCAAUAAAAUGGAAAUAUAGAAAUGCAAUUGAUCUCUGAUGAGCUAAGCCUUUACAAUCACCAGGAACUGAGAUAAAGAAUUAUUAAAAAUGAUGAACUCUUCCUUGCGUGGUCAACUAAAGAAGAUUCCAUUGAGCUGGAAGAGAAAAUAAAGAGUGAUUAAACAUACUGAAGAAAUCUUCAUUCGACGUCACAUCGUUCUCUGUUGGACUUGGCUUUCAUUAGGGGGAGAUGUGGUUUAUUUUUGGCAAUACGAAAUUAAUCAAAUAUACGAUUUUAUGAAAACUCGAAGGAUGUGGCUGAAAACAAUCUGAGAUAUUUCAACGUGAGGACGUUUGUAUUUUCUCUGAGGAGCUUUUAAAUUCUGUGCCUGACUACUAGUAAUAAUUAAAUGUCUUGCUUACUGAAUGGCAUCGUAAUAUUCCCGUAUUUUGUGUUCAUUUCAGCGACUCUUUCUGCAUCAAAGGAGACAAUCAGUGAGAAAGAUCAAAAAAUUAAACAGCUUACAUCUCAGCUAAACAGAUAUGAAGAUCUUAUAAGAAACUUAACGGUUGAUAUGCGGAAUUAUCACAAGAGCCUGCAGAAAGCUGCAAACGAUGUUGACAAAAUCAGUGAAAGACUGGAGGUUUCUCUUGGUAUGUGUAACAUAGCGGGUUAAUACUUGGCAACACAAAAUUAAGCAAAACACGAUUUUUAACAAAGGUAGCUGGUAAUUUAUUUUAUUGCGUCCAUCGAAAGAAAAAAAAAAAAAGAAAAAAAAAAAGAAAGAAAAUCCAGACAAACAGAAUUGUUAACCAAGAACACUUGCCCUGAGAACCAAAUUGCUGAAAUGGAAGAAACCGUUUUCUCCAUGUUAACUAUUUGGUCCUCAUGGCGGUGGCUGAUGCCGAAGAAAAAAAAUGUAGGAAUUGUCAGGUGACAAUCUAUAUCGUUUUUUAUCAGUUGAAAAAGCGUUUUCUGUUCUUUAUGUUUGAUUUAUUAGUUGUAUUGCCAUUUUCAGCCGUUAAGAAGAAACUGUUGAGGAAAAACAGAUGCCUCGAGGAAAAAGUCGUCAUUAUGGAAGAAACAAUGACAAAUGCCGAAGCAAAAGUAAAAGAAUUGUCAGGUGACUUUUUUUUUUUCGUUUUUAGCACUUCCUGAAGUAAUUUAAACUGUCUGUUUUAAUGACAUUUUUCAGCCGACAAGUCCGAAUUAUUAACGAAGAACGCUUGCCUUGAGGACCAAAUUGCUGAAAUGGAAGAGACCGUUUCUUCCAUGUUAACAGUUUUGUCCUCAAGGCGGUGGCUUGAAGCAAACAUGGACGAAUUGCUCGGCAACAAUUUAUUUCACUCUUUACUACUCGAAAGAGUGUCUUCUGUUCUUGAAGUUUGAAUGAUUUAUUUUCUUUCUCUUUGCAGAAGUCAACUCUAAGUUGGUUGAGAAGAUCAGUUUCCUUCAGGAUGAGAACAAAAAGAUGCAGUUUGAUCUUCAAGAAAGAAGAAACAAGGAGAGGCUAAACGACAAAAUGGGUAUGAUGAACCAUUUAAAGGAAGAUCUGAAAACAAAACGUACUGAUGUGACAGUAGAAAUGCUAGGUUCGUGAAGCGAUCUUAUGAAUAGAUAAACGUAGCAUAACUUCAUUAAUGAGACAUGAGAUAUUUUCCGCGUGCGAUUGGCAUAACGCGACCGAGUUAAAGUGAUGAAUAUCUAUUGGUAUUACGCGGGGGUGGUACCAAAUUUUAAGAGAACGUCCAGUGCAAUGAAGGUCGUUCUAUAAUUGUUGAUUCAAUCAGAACGUUUUUGUCCUUGACACUAAUAAGGGGAUGAGCUUAUUUGUUGACAAAAUUGCUUUAAAAUUUCAAUCCCCGUUUUAUAAAGUGAGUUGUUGGUAAACCCUUUGUGUCGUGCAUUUCAAAAAUAUAUUGAAGAAUAAUAAACGAGAGAGUCUCUAUUAGGUUUAAAAAUAUGAAGGUUUAUUUUUCCUUUCAGUAACAAUAUCUAAAACUCACAGUCUUCCUCAAAAUUUGCUUCUAGCUUGAAUCUUUGCCCUUUGUAAUGGAUGAUAUCCGUGAACUAAUAUUCUGGUGCAUUUUCGCACCAAAUAGAAGAUGAAAUUUAUAGUGGAGCUCGCAGAGCGCAGCCCCAUAAUUAUACAAAAUAGUAGUAAUCCAUCAAGCUGAAAAAAUUGGAUGUACGACCGUACGACCGUACGACCGUACGACCGUACAGCCUUACGACCGUACGGCCGUAGAAGGUGCUAAUUUUAACAUGCGUGGUCAACUGUACCGCGGGCACGUCAACGCCACAGCUUUGUUCAGUAGGUUAGUGGUCAGUACACUGGGCUCCGAGUCGGACGACCCGGGUUUUAGUCCUGGCCGAGGCAAGGCGUUGUGCCCCUGAGACGUGCGGGAAAAAAAUGCCAGCUUCGCUUUUAGGCUUGGCUAAAUCUAUAUGUUAUAAUUCAUAAACUGGUACGCGUGGAACAGACUCCGAUGAACAUAUAGGCAUAUUCGAUGUUGGAAGGGAAGUUGUUGCAUACGAUGUCUGUCAAAACUUAAAGAAGGGGUUUGUGUCGGAAAUAUAUCCAAGUUUUAAUGCGUUCAAUUUUUUUUUUCCCUAGCCAGUGUCUACGACGACCUGCAACCUACAGAGCUCAAUGUGAAAAGCGGGCACUGUUUUCUCCCAGAACAGAAAAGUACUGUGCUUAUAAAAGAGACAGAAACGCCUAAAGGCGAUGAAGCAAAUGUAAAGGAGACAGUAAAAGGUGUUGAUAAUUUAACAUUUUGUUGUAAUUGUAGUAACUUGUACUUUAGUUAUUACGUAAGAUAUCAUUGACGCCUCUUAUCUCUUGUGGGGAGGGGGGGAGGGAGUGGGAUGAGAAUGUUGUCAGCAUAGACUAGCCAAGUAUUUAUCGAGUAAAAAUGUUACAGGAUUAUUUCAUUUCUCGUCAUUUCAGUCAAAGAGAACAGCGAGCCUCGCCCGUCAAUGUUAUCAUCUGCAGCCAGAGUCUCAACGAGUGGAACUUUAGUGCAGGACACCUGUCUGAGAAAAAGGCAUAGAAGUGAUCAAAGCAAGGGAUUCAGUUGCGACAGCAAAACAGCUGAUCCGUUGUCCAUGCCUACCGCAGGUAAGAGCAGUGAAACACAUUACCAAAAAAUAAACGAAGAAACAAAGCAAAUGGGAAACGGGUUUUGUAAAAAUCUACUAAUCUCAUUGGCGUCUCUUUCAGACAAAGGUGGCUCCAUCAGGCACCAUCAAUCACCCCUCCCUCCCAUAUUUGCACGACUAUCUACAUCUGAAGUAGGCCGAGCUAAAAAGGAUGACGACUGGCUGGUUAGGAACCAAGGAAACUUUCUACCUUUCUCCCCAAAGGGUAAGUGACAUUUCUAUGAAAUGCUAUUUUCAUAUAUUUUCCAGUUUACUACAAGAGUUGUCAGAGUUUUGAGGUUUUUGGAUGCCUUUCUUUCUUUGCAGCCGGUGGCUUUGAUUACGAUCCUGAUCGAACUCUGCAUGAAAGCCAUUUAGAAGAAAAAAAUGAAAAAUAUUUUGCAAUGAAAGGAAACUCAUCCUUCGAGUCGGAAAAAGGUAUAAAAUGUUUUGAUAAUAUGUACUUAUACGUUUUUUAGUAUGUCCCAUGACAGUGAGUAAGAGACGGGUCAUUAUUCAUCGCCUGAAGGGGUGGGAGCGGAGGAUUUUGGUUGUAUCAAAAUGCAAUGUAAUUUUAAAUACCCUAAUUUUUACUCUGUUAGUGACGACUGAUCUCCCUCCCCUCCCCCCCUAAAAAAAUCCAUGUGAUUCCUGGAAAAUCUUCCGAAACUCAGAGAAGAAGAAAGCAUCAGCACGUCAAAGUUUUUUAAUGUUUUAUUGACUUUCAAUUUUUGUAGACGGAGCCUGUCGAUUAGUAGAAGAAGACCAUUCUAAGUAUGAUGAAAAGUCGCAUGAUGAGUCCUCUGUUAAGAAAAUGUCCUCUGCUAAGAUACGAAACUCAUCCUUUGAGACAGAAAAA